CCCCAGGUAACAUUUCGUACGAGGAUCUAUCACUGCAACAUCAACAGUCAGGGGUGUGAUCUGUCUGGACAUCCUGAGGACAACUGGAGUCCUGCCCUCACCAUCUCCAAGGUGCUGCUGUCCAUCUGCUCCCUGCUCACAGACUGUAACCCAGCCGAUCCCUUGGUGGGAAGCAUCGCCACCCAGUACACGACUAACAGAGCAGAGCAUGACCGAACGGCCAAACAGUGGACGAAGCGAUACGCCACAUAAACCCACCGAGGGAGGAAGAGGAGGAGGAAG
This is a messenger RNA of Scomber japonicus (chub mackerel), 282 nucleotides long. Its product is annotated as ubiquitin-conjugating enzyme E2 E1-like. Gene Ontology annotation, cellular component: nucleus. The transcript has 2 exons. Gene Ontology annotation, molecular function: ubiquitin conjugating enzyme activity. NCBI's taxonomy places the organism in Eukaryota, Metazoa, Chordata, Actinopteri, Scombriformes, Scombridae. Gene Ontology annotation, biological process: protein polyubiquitination. The record is from RefSeq and is a predicted model, not a curated record. The annotation marks the transcript as partial.